Molecule: messenger RNA, 489 nt
Organism: Blumeria graminis f. sp. triticale
Lineage: Eukaryota; Fungi; Ascomycota; Leotiomycetes; Helotiales; Erysiphaceae
Source: the annotation of a GenBank genome assembly
AUGAAGUUCCUAUAUUCUGCUUCCCUGAUGAGCCUAUUUACCUUGGCCUUAUCAAAAUGCAAAUACGUGUGCCCGGGCGGUUACGAAAUUACCGAAGAAAAGUUAUUAGUCGUAACCGAUAAGGUCGACCGGAACCCCAAGAAAAAGCACGACACAAUAUGGAAGACCGAAACUUCAAUACACGUCAUGUUCGAUCUCGAGAAAACGAAGAUUAAUAACACCGAAUAUUUAAUCACAGGUCAAAUUUAUACACCAAAAAACAUAACCUGGUUAUAUGAGACUGAGAUUGAGACCGGCAAAAAAAGCUACUGCGACAUUAUCGAAGUGAACGAAGAAGACGAACUUUCUUAUGAUGAAUCCUUCGAGGCAGAACUUUCCGAUGAUGAAUCUGAAGAGAAGGAUCUUUCCGAUGACGAAUUUGAAGAGAAGGACCUAUCCGAUGAUGAAUCUGAAGAGGACCUUUCCGAGCUAAAAUCCAAAACUAAUUAA